AUGGCUCCACAACCAGUCCCAUUCCCAGGCUUCACCCCGAUAACUGAUCGAGUCUACCUUCGCAACGGCCACGAAAAGGCCAAACCAGCCCCAGCCAACGAGCCAACAACAAUCCUCAUCUCCGGCUGGGGCGACGGCACACCAAAGCACGUCGCCAAAUACUCAGACGGCUACCAUGAGCUCUUCCCCUCAGCACGGAUCAUCGUCAUCCUCUCAAAAACCUUCCAGGCAACCAACCAGCCCGAAGAAGACAGAAUCCAAGCCAUGAUGCCCGUCGUCGACACCAUCUUCCCAACGCCAACAGGCGACGGCGGCGACGACAAAGAGCGUCUCCUCGUGCACGCCAUGUCGAACACCGGCGCCAUCUUCGCCGCCGCCGUAGUCAUGGCCUACCAGCGUCGCCACGGCGACGAUAAGCCGUUCCCGCACGAGCUUCUGGUGCUGGAUUCCACCCCUGGCAGUCUGCACUUUGCUUCUCAGGCUGGUCGGUGGGCGCGUGCGAUGGCGGUUGGGACGGCGAAGUUCUUCCCCUGGCCGUUUGUCGUCACGAAGGGAUUGUGGUAUGUUUUCUUGUGGGGGACUUAUUUGUGGGGUGUUCUGCGCGGCUUGGAGCCGUCUGGGAAGUGGGCGAAUCGGGUUAUGACUGAUAAGUCGCGGAUCACGACUGAGUCGCGCAGGCUGUAUUUGUAUUCUAAGGAGGAUGAGAUUAUUGGAUAUGAGGAUUUGGAGGAGAAUGCGGCUCAUGUCAGGAGCUUGGGGUAUACUGCUGAUUUGGAGAUGUUUGAGGGUUCUGCGCAUGUCGGGCAUAUGAGGCUGCAUCCUGAGCAGUAUUGGAAUAAGAUUUCCAGUACUUGGAAGUUGGCUAUUGCGGAGAAAUAG
Messenger RNA from Penicillium bovifimosum, 879 nucleotides. RefSeq names its product TMEM53 family protein. NCBI's taxonomy places the organism in Eukaryota, Fungi, Ascomycota, Eurotiomycetes, Eurotiales, Aspergillaceae. The transcript has a single exon. The coding region runs from base 1 to 879 and encodes 292 amino acids. The record is from RefSeq and is a predicted model, not a curated record.